UCACAUGACGGGAAGAAAUUCAUCUGCAGGUUCACAACAAAAAGUGAAAUUCCCGUGUAACACAGCAGCCUGAGCUUCCUGGUUGCGCCACGGUGUGUGUGAACCCAGAGGAGUUGAAUGUUUGACUAACCUGUUGUAAUAAUGUUAUUCUCAAUUCUCGUUGCCGUUGCUCUUGUUUCUCAAACGGCGGCUCGGUUCACCGCGGACUGGACGAGCUUGGACGCCAGACCGCUUCCUUCAUGGUACGACGAGGCCAAACUGGGGAUUUUUAUCCACUGGGGUGUGUUUUCUGUUCCUGGCUUCGACAGCGAGUGGUUUUGGUGGCACUGGCAGGGCCAGAAGCCUCCGGACCAGAAGUGCGUGAGCUACAUGUCCAAGAAUUACCCGCCUGGCUUCAGCUACCCGGAGUUCGCGCCUCAGUUUCACGCUCAGUUCUUCAACCCUGGAGACUGGGCGGACAUAUUCAAGGCCUCAGGUGCAAAGUAUGUCGUCCUAACUGCCAAACACCACGAGGGAUUUACGAACUGGGGGUCCCCGAACUCCUGGAACUGGAAUUCUGUUGAUACCGGUCCUCACAGGGACCUAGUGGGAGACCUGGCAGAGGCAGUGCGCAACAGGUCAUUGCACUAUGGACUCUACAACUCCUUGUAUGAGUGGUUCCACCCUCUCUACCUGGCUGACAAGAAGAAUGGAUUCAAAACACAGGACUUUGUGAUGCAUAAACUACUACCAGAGCUUUAUAACAUGGUUGUAAGGUACAGGCCUGAGGUGAUAUGGUCUGAUGGGGACUGGGAAGCACCUGACACCUACUGGAACUCCACCCAGUUCCUGGCCUGGCUCUACAAUGACAGCCCUGUUAAAGAUACCAUUGUGACCAAUGACAGAUGGGGAGCUGGCUGUGCCUGUAAACAUGGUGGCUACUAUAACUGCGAAGACAAAUAUACUCCAGGCCAGCUGCCAAAGCACAAGUGGGAGAAGUGCACAUCUGUGGACACAUUUUCCUGGGGUUACCGGAGGAACAUGAAAAUGAGUGAACUGAUGGACUUACCCACCAUAAUAAAGGAUCUGGUUCGCACUGUGGCUCUGGGAGGUAACUACCUUCUGAAUGUGGGUCCCACACCUGAUGGGAUGAUCCCCGCUGUGUUUGAGGAGAGGCUCAGGGGUGUUGGAGCCUGGCUCGCGAUCAAUGGGGAAGCCAUCUAUGCUUCUAAACCCUGGAGGGUCCAGACAGAGAACACCACUGUGCCAAUCUGGUAUACAUCUAAAGGGACUUCUGUUUAUGCCAUCUUGACAACCAAACCUUCCAAGCCCACAGUGCAGCUGCUGGAACCCAAAACAUCAGCGGCCACCAAGGUGACCCUAUUGGGGAAUCCAAAGCCCUUACCCUGGUCCCCAGUCGUGCCCAGCUAUGGCCUUGUUGUCCUCCUGCCCGAGCUGCCCUACACCCCUGGUCAGGCCUGGAUACUGAAACUGGACGGAAUCCAGUGAGCCUUAAACACCUGAAGUGUCCAACCUAAUAAACUCAGGUUCAUUCUGUGUGAAAAGGGGAAGCUUAUGCACUACGGUUGAAGAGACCACGCUGACUUAAUAGAUUUGUAUUUUUGCAAAAAAUGAACAGCACACUCCUCUUCAGUGAUUCAUUUGUUGCUGUGAGUUUUAAUGUGUCAGUGCCUCUUGAUUAUGCUCUUUUCUUUUAAUGAGUGAAUGAUUCAAAAUGAAAAGUGGAAUCUGCUGUUCAGCUUGUGAGGCAGCUUUUCAGCUGUCUGUAAUUUUUGUUUCUGAAAUGAAUCAUUUAUCGGCUGUUUUUUUUUUUUUGAAGAUGAACAGUUUAACUACAAAGCACUUUUUUAUUUUUUUACUGUAUACUUUUAAAAUGGUGGGAUUAAACAUUAUUUGAUUUUUCUGAUGAGUGACUGUUGUCAGAAAUAUGAAAACAAUAAAGAUAUAUUAAAAAACUGUUA
Messenger RNA from Seriola aureovittata, 1961 nucleotides. Its product is annotated as tissue alpha-L-fucosidase-like. Gene Ontology annotation, biological process: fucose metabolic process; glycoside catabolic process. Gene Ontology annotation, molecular function: alpha-L-fucosidase activity. The transcript has 8 exons. Bases 142 to 1488 code for a protein of 448 amino acids. NCBI's taxonomy places the organism in Eukaryota, Metazoa, Chordata, Actinopteri, Carangiformes, Carangidae. Gene Ontology annotation, cellular component: lysosome. The record is from RefSeq and is a predicted model, not a curated record.